This is a messenger RNA of Plectropomus leopardus (leopard coralgrouper), 7298 nucleotides long. It is a transcript of the gene tg, whose product is annotated as thyroglobulin. Gene Ontology annotation, biological process: thyroid hormone generation. The record is from RefSeq and is a predicted model, not a curated record. NCBI's taxonomy places the organism in Eukaryota, Metazoa, Chordata, Actinopteri, Perciformes, Serranidae.
AUGGCCUGGCUACUCCGCAUCGCCUGCAUCCUGGUCUGCUGCCCAAAGCUGCUGCAGGGCAAAGCUUCAGAGUACCAGCUGGAGUCAGAGACCCUGAGCAGAUGUGAGUUGUUAAGGGGCGUGGCUGUUGCCAAGCAACAAGGUGACGUCCCUCACUGCACACAUGAUGGCAGUUUCAGACCUGUGCAGUGCAGCGAGCCGGGUCACGAGUGUUGGUGUGUCGAUGCUGAAGGUCAGGAGGUCAUCGGGACUCGAACCAACAGCUCUGCUCCUCACUGUGCGUCUCCCUGCCAGCUGCAGUCGGUCCUGCAGUGCGCUCCCUCAGGUGUCUUUGAGUCAGUUCAGUGUGACUCCGGCAGGGGACAGUGUUGGUGUGUGGAUCAGGACGGCAUGGAGCUGUACGGGACCAGACAGAGCGGGAGACCUCAACGCUGUCCCGGCAGCUGUGAGGUGAGGUCGAGGCGUCUCCUGCACGCCUCCGGGUCUCACUCUCCUCCUCAGUGUGCUGUAGACGGCAGCUUCCUCCCCGUUCAGUGCAAAUUCAUCAACACGACAGACAGAACAGAGCUGGACCUGCUGCACACCUUCAACAGAUUCCCAGAAGCUUUUGAGACGUUCGGUAGUUUCAGGAAGUUUUUCCCAACAGUUUCCUCGUUCUGCUUCUGUUCUGACAGUCGAGGCAGAGAGAUGGAGAACACAGGUGCGGAGCUGCUCCUGUCUGAGGUUUACGACUCGGCGUUCUCUGGUCUUCGGUCUGGUCGCUCCUUCUCUGAGACCAACAUCUACAGAGUCCUGCAGAGGAGGAUGCUGGGAGUCCGUCUCGCCCUCACCGGGCACUUCAGAUGCCCUUCUCCAUGUGAAGAGGAGCGGCGAGCGGCCAUGGAGACGUCCAGUGUUCACGUCCCGUCCUGUGAGACCGGAGGGUCCUUCAGCUCCAGACAGUGUCAGCAGGGGGGACAGUGCUGGUGUGUCGACCCCACAGGGAGGGAGGUUCCUGGGACACGACAGCACAGAGACUCUCUGGUCUGCGGUUCAGGUCUCACUGACUGUCUCUCUCAGCGUCGUCUGGCUUUGUUGCGGCUCUUCUCCGGUCCUGUUGAUCCUCCUCUCCAGGCCUCCUCUGCCAGAUCCUCGUCCCCCUGUCUCCCCCUCCUCCGGCCUCUCAGGGAGCUCCUGCCGGUGGAGGCGGACCCCACCAACUUCCUUUCUCACCUGGUCGAAGUCCUCCAUGGUCUCUUCCCCUCAGUGGGCGGGGCUCUGCAGGCUCUGGCUCGCUCCUCCCCUCUUCGCUUCCAGGAGAACCUGUUUGGAGGGAAGUUCCUGAAGAACGCCGCCUCCUUUAACUUCAGCGGGGCGGUGGGAGCUCGAGGAGCCCUCGGUCUGGACCGCCUCUCCUCUCAGAGUGUCGCCGUCAGCCUCCAGAAGAACCGAGACCUGGUCCUGUCCGUCAGCAGAGCUCUGGAGGACCCCGCCUUCCUCUCUGCCCUCCAACACACACUGAGGAGCAGCAGCAGCUCACACUCUGCCUCUGUGCAACAGGUUCUGACUCCUCUGCUGCGUUCCUGCUCAGAGGACGAGGACACGGCGGACAUCCUUGUCCCCAGCUGCACGUCCAGCGGUGGUUUCCAGGAGCUUCAGUGUCAGAGAGGAGAGUGCUGGUGUGUCGACUCUCAGGGUCAGGAGGUCACGGGGUCACGUAGCACCAGUGGUCGACCUCGGUGUCCGUCCCACUGUGAGAGAGAGCGAGCCAUGGCGCUGAAGGUGAAAGGAAACAUGGCGGCCGGCGCUGAGAUCCACGUCCCAGCCUGCUCUGAGGAUGGAGACUUCCUGCCGCUGCAGUGUGUCGGGUCACGCUGCUUCUGUGUGGACGCUGAGGGAAAAACAGUGACUGCUGGGUCAGCAGGGGGCGCUCUCACCUGUCCAGAAAGAACAACACAGAAGCGUCAGUCCUCUGCAGGUCGAUGCUCUCAGGCGUUGGACAAAGUCACAGCGUUCAGACAGGAAGUGAAGAGCCUCAUCGCUCUCUCUAAAUCCUCCCACUUCCCUCUGGGAUACGGAUUCCUAUUGGCUGAAGGUCUGCGUCUGACCCCGGAGGAGCUCCAGAUCAGCCAAUCAGAGGAGGAGCUACAGAUCUCUGAUCGGCUGCUGAGCCGCUCCAAAGCUGCUCUGCGAUUGGCGGCUUUCUCUACUGUCCAGAUGUUCCUGCCUCCUCAGCGUCGUUCUUACCAGCCGUUCACUCCACAGUGUGACGCUGACGGAAACUGGCUGCACACACAGUGUUACCACAGCACAGGUCAGUGUUGGUGUGUCGAUGAAGAUGGAGAGUACAUCCCUGACUCUCUGACCAGCCGCUCACUUCAGCUGCCAAAAUGUCUGACUCGCUGUCAGAGAGCUCAGGCUCACUCUCUGCUCUCUGGUUGGCUGAAAGGAUCUGACCACACCACAGCCUCACCUUAUGACCCAAAGUGUGACGAGGACGGUAGCUUCUCUGUGCUGCAGACAGGAGGCGCUGCAGGCUGGUGUGUGAAUCCAGUGAGCGGGGAGACCAUACAGGUGGCCAAACCGAGCUCUGAGGGACAACUGACAUGUCCCAGUUGGUGCGAGCUGCAGGGAUCCCAGUGUCGCCCUGACGGCUCCUUCAUCCCACUGCAGUGUGAUGUCACUUCCUGUUGGUGUGUCGCUGAGGACGGGCAGGAAGUGGGCGGCACCCGAACACCUCGAGAGACAGGACAGACGAUGUCAUGUGACCGUCCUCUCUGUCCCAACUCCGACGUUACCCAUGGUGCACUGGUGUGUCGCCCUGCGGCUGAUGGUCGGCAGAGCUGUGACCUCGUCUGUCACCGUGGUUACUACAACUCACUUCCUGUCAGCAGCUUCCUUUGCGGGACUGAGAGUCGGCGAUGGGACGGAGACAACAAACCGCUGAGUGGAGCCUGUCAGAUCUCUCAGCCUCUACAGUCGGUGUCGUCCUCUCAGCUGUGGUCGUUGUCGUCGUCCUGCUCUCAGAUCAGCAGUUUACGGUCUCUGUUGUUCAACACGAUGACCAGCAGCGGGCUCUGCUCUGCACAGCUUCCCAUGUCCGGUGGAUCGGUGUCGGUGUGUGACGACUCGUCUGUGCAGCUGCAGUGUGACGGCGAUAACACAAUAAAAAUGACUGUCAAAUGGACCGCCAACCUGUCUGACCUCCCGACCUCUGACCUCCCCGACCUCCAUGACAUCGGCCUGUUUCUGAAUGAGUCCAGACUUCUGGAGGGCGUUCAGAGCCUUCUGGGUAAUAUCCGAUCCAUGCUUACAUCAGAACCCAAACUGGUUUCCACGACAACAACAAGCUUCGGCUGUUCCCGUGGUUACCACCUGGACGGUGACAGUGAAGGCUGCGUCGUUUGUCCUGCGGGGAGUUUCUCCAGGGACGGGGCGUGUCUUCUGUGUCCUCAGGGAACCUAUCAAGAUGAAGAGGGGCGGGACUUCUGCAACAGGUGUUCCAGAGGCUCUUCACCCGCUGGAGCAUCAUCUGUCAAUCAGUGUGUGACAGAGUGUCAGAGGCGGGGCCUGCGGUGUUCAGAGCGAGGUGACUUCCUCCCAGCGCAGCCUGACUUCCUGUCCGGCAGGUGGCGGUGUGUCAACAGUGAGGGGGCGGAGCUUGAGUGGACCAGCAGUGAAAAGCCUCUGACUGACGUCGAGUGCUCAGUUCUCAGUAAGUUUCAGGCUGUUUCUGGAUCAGACCUGAUUCUCGGAGCUGAAGACACUGAAGUCCUGCAAACAAUGACCUCUGACCUCACAUCCUGUGUCCAAGCGUGUGCAGUGGAGCCGUCCUGCCACCAUGUGGCGCUGUUCAACAAACAGACUCAGUGUGAACUGUACAGCACGCACACACAGAACACACACUGCAACACGUCCCAGCAGACCAGUGGAUUUCUGGGUAAUCCUCAGGCAGAGCUCUUUGAUUGGCUGAGCUGCUCUCUGAGAGUGAGUGGCGGGGCUUCAGAUCUACUCGUUAUCCGGAAGAAAGGUGUGGAGUUUUCCUCUCGGCAGCAGCAGCAGAGUUUUCAGAGGAUGAGGAUGAUGAAGGCCGUCUCAGGUGUGUUCAGGACUCAGGUGUUCUCCUCCGGACAGACGUCUCUGUCUGACGCUCAUCGUUUCUGUCAGGACGCCUGCAGCCGCGACGCCUGCUGCGACGGAUUCAUCCUCAACCAGAACGUCCUGAACGGAGGCUCCCUGCUCUGUGGUUGGCUGAGAGGUCCGUCAGUGUUGAUGUGCGAGGACCAGGACUGGGACGUGAUUGGACAGGGAAAAGCCAGUCGCAUCUGUGGGGCGGGGCUAACCUACAACGAGCAGCAGAGGAGCUUCGUGUUUGACUUCGGAGGACAAAAGUUCAAAAUCACUGAUUCGUCUCUGCCGGCCGACAGCAAGAACAAGAAGGACUACCAGGCGUCCGUCAUCAGCUUCCAGGCCGUCUACCUGAACACUGAUGCUGAGUCAGCGGGUUCUGGUUCUGGUCCUUCCUCCUGUGCAGCAGCAGAUCCUGGUCCUCCUCUGGACGUGUCCGUGCAGCAGAGGUUUGAGUCUCUGUCAGAGGACGACGUCCUCGUGGAUCCUCAGAGAAAACUCCCCACACUCUCUUUCUGGCUCAACAAGAAGAACUACAACUCCCAGCAAGCACUGCUCUGGUGUCUCACACGCUGUGAUGAGGAGCAGCAGUGCUCUAUCGCUGAUGUCAGAGACGCCGACUCAGCAGGUUUCCUCAGCUGCUCGUUGUAUUCGGACACCAGAGUUUGUGGCGCAUACGACAAACCUCUGAGACGACCCUGCCGCCCCGUGCUGGACAGAACGCCCAGCAACGCUUACAGCAAGAAGGUGGAUCUGUCCGGACCGGUGAAGAGUUUCUAUGAGAGAGUUUCCUUCCAGAAGAUGGUUUCUUACUCUGUUCGCAGCCGAGUCAGUCUGGGAGAAAACACGCCACUGUCCGAGGGGUUCAGGACGUGUGAGCGGCGCUGUGAUGAGGAUCCUUGUUGCCGCGGCAUCGGCUUCGUCCGAGACACCAAUAAACCAGGUGGCUCAGACGUGGUGUGUCUGUCUCUGAUCAGUCUCGGGAUUCAGACCUGCGGUGAGGAUGAAAAGACAACCUGGAGGACUCAGGACUGUAAACCGUCUGUCGUAAAGACGACACCGGACCCCUUCGGCUGGUACCAGAAACCUGUGAAUCAGUGGAGUUCCUCUCCGGCUCUCUGUCCUCCUUUCAACCUGCCACCCACCAAAAACACUGUGUCUCUCGAUCAGUGGCGUCUCCUCUCCGACUCAUCAGUCCUCGUCGACCCGUCCGUCUCUACAUAUGAUGUCAUCCACGUGAGCCGUGACAUCGCCACCGACUCUGAUAAGACCAGGGACUGGUGUCUCCAUGCCUGUCAGGAGGCGGAGUCUUGCAUCGCCGUGUCACUCAGUGAGGCGGGAUCCGCCACUCGCUGCAUCCUCUACCCAGACACCUCAGCCUGUGGGUUAAGCCCCGCCCCCAGCUCGUCCAGCCCUGCCUCCUCCUGCAGGUUGGUCAUCAGAGAGCCCGCCCCCCAGGUGUACCUGAAAACAGAGCGGUUGCCGUUGUCUACAUCCGUUACUAUCCCGGGUCACGGGACCCUGCAAGGCGUUGCCAUGGAAACGGCCAUAGGCUCAGACAGGAAGACUGUUGUUCAGUUCCUGGGCGUCCCCUACGCCCGUCCACCAAUAGUAUCGCUCCGCUUUGAACCAGCUCAGCCUGCUGAUUGGACGGGAACCUGGGACGCCACCAAACCACGUCCCAGUUGUAUCCAGCCAGGUGAUGAAGAGUCUGCAGCCUCCAGUGAAGACUGCCUCUACCUCAACAUCUUCAGCCCUGCAGCUCCGAGGGGGCGUGUCCCAGUCCUGGUGUUCUUCUUCAACCCUUUGGCCAAUCAGAGCCCAGGAUUGUUGGACGGCUCCGCCCUCGCUGCAGUGGGCAACAUCGUCGUGGUAACGGCCAGCUAUAGGACGGCGGCGCUGGGAUUCCUGAGCACAGGUUUGUCUGGUCUCCGUGGUAACUACGGCCUGUCAGACCAGGAGGCGGUGCUUCGUUGGGUCAACGCCCACAUCUCUCUGGUGGGCGGGGACAGCAGGAGAGUGACGGUCGGGUCGGAGCGACGUGGCGCUGACAUCACCAGCCUUCAUCUCAUCUCCUCUUCCUCUCCUCCUCUGUUCCAGCGUAUGAUGCUGAUGGGCGGCUCUGUGUUUUCUCCAUCACUGGUUCAGACUCCCUCCACCUCCAGACGUCAGGCGGUCGAUCUGGCCAAAGAGCUCGGCUGUGUGACCUCUGACCCCACUGACGAUAACGAGAUGGUCUCCUGCCUCAGAGCGACGCCUGUGCACACGCUCAACGCCGCUCAGACCAAACUUUUGGCGGUCAGCGGUCCGUUUCAGUCCUGGUCUCCGAUCCGUCAGUCUGUCUCUCAGUCGUCCCUCCACAGAGCCGAUCUGCUGCUGGGAACAUCUGAGCACGACGGUCUGAUCAGCCGAGCUCGCAGGAUAAAGGACUUUGAGGCUCUGCAGGGCCGAGCUGACGGUAAGACGGCGUUUUACGAGGCUCUGAGUCGCUCGCUGGGCGGAGCGAAAGAAAACGACCUGCUGAAGGAGGCGGCGGGCUGGUUCUACUCUCUGGAUCACAGUCCCUCACCUGCCGGAUACAACCUGUUCUCCAGAGCGCUCAACAACGCCACCAGAGAUCUGUUCAUCAUCUGUCCCACUCUGCAGAUGGCUAGCCUCUGGGCUAACAGCAAAGCUAACGUUUUCCUGUACCACCAGCCUGCCACCAGUGCUCCCAGCAGGGCCGAUGUUUCCGUUCCCCUGGACGUUCAGUUUGUCUUUGGGACUCCUCAUCAUCCAACGAGCUCUCCGCGUUUCACUUCGUCUGAUCGACGACUCUCUGUGGCCACGAUGACCUACGUCUCCAGCUUCAUCAGGACCGGGAACCCAAACCCAUCAGGUGUGUGGGCGGAGUCAGUUCUGCCCCGCUGGCGGCCGGUUCUGUCCUCUGUGUCCUCGCCCACAUACCUGCAGCUGAGCCCCGCCCUCCGUCACAAUCAGGGUCUGAGUCAGAGCGCUUGCUCCUUCUGGAGUCAACUGGGAACCAGACUGACCAGUCUGAGCGGUGAGACGGGAGCAGAGCUUGUCCCGCCUGCGUUGACCCCUGAGCUCACAGAGUCUGCACCGUCCAGCCAAUCACAGACUGAGAAAGACGCCUACAGCUGAACAUCAUCAUCAUCAUCAUCAUCACCUUUACCCUUUUCAUUUUUACG